AUGGCAGUGGAAGCUCUAUUCACUGCUUCUCGUGUCGCCGGUGUUUUCAACAAAGAGAAAGGCGCCAUAACUCGGUUGCCGUCUGUCAUGUGGGGCUGGCCAAACCCUGAUCCCAAACCAACAACAAAUCAGCUUCUUAGGAGUUGGCGGAUAAAGCCACCUGAAUCCAACGGCUAUGUUGUCAUUGCUGGUCAUCUGUUCUCUGUAGUCUGUGACGUAAUCGGUCUGGUCGAGUAA
This is a messenger RNA of Opisthorchis viverrini, 237 nucleotides long. RefSeq lists its product as hypothetical. The transcript has 3 exons. The record is from RefSeq and is a predicted model, not a curated record. The coding region runs from base 1 to 237 and encodes 78 amino acids. Lineage: Eukaryota; Metazoa; Platyhelminthes; Trematoda; Opisthorchiida; Opisthorchiidae.